This is a messenger RNA of Aspergillus costaricaensis CBS 115574, 1307 nucleotides long. Its product is annotated as MCT family MFS transporter. Gene Ontology annotation, biological process: transmembrane transport. Lineage: Eukaryota; Fungi; Ascomycota; Eurotiomycetes; Eurotiales; Aspergillaceae. Bases 1 to 1284 code for a protein of 427 amino acids. Gene Ontology annotation, cellular component: fungal-type vacuole membrane. The record is from RefSeq and is a predicted model, not a curated record. Gene Ontology annotation, molecular function: transmembrane transporter activity. The transcript is spliced from 3 exons.
AUGGGUGCUGAAUGGGAGGCUUCUUUGGAGGGAGAGACGCAGGCGACGACCAACGUCGAGGCCAGCGCUCCGGACAACAUACAAGCUGACGAAGCCCCCGAUGGUGGCACCAAGGCAUGGCUAGUUGCAGUGGGCGGAACAUGUAUCUUCUUCGCAACCCUGGGCUUUGCGAACUCAUACGGUGUACUGCAGGAGUACUAUAUGGCUCACCAACUUCGAGAAUACUCGGCCGACGAUGUCACCUGGAUUGGAUCAGUUUCUGUUUUCCUUCAGUUUGCAUUUGGCUCUAUAGGAGGACCAAUGUUCGAUCGGGUAGGCGCAUGGCUCAUUCGACCCGCCGCCGUUCUUUACGUCUUCGGUAUGAUGAUGACCAGUCUCUGCCACAAGUACUAUCAGUUCAUCCUAGCCCAGGGAGUUGUGCUAGGCAUUGCGAAUGGCUUUCUUCAGUUCCCCGCCAUGGCCGCCGUAUCCCAAUACUUUGACAAAAACCGCGCUGCUGCCCUCGGUGUGGCCGUCUCCGGUUCUUCUAUCGGAGGCGUGGUGGUCCCAAUUGCGUUGACCCGAAUGUUUGACCACACCUCACUCGGAUUCGGCUGGUCCAUUCGAAUCAUUGGCUUCAUCAUCCUUCCCCUCCUCGCCUUCGCAUGCCUCACGGUGACUGCUCGACUCCCGCCUCGCCGCACGAAUUUGUUCAUCGCGGAUGCCUUCAGAGACCCAACCUACCUGAUGAUUGUCGUCGCUCUCUUCUUCAUGUUUCUCGGAAUGUUUCCUCCUUUCUUCUUCAUUCCCACCUACGCCGUUACUCGUGGUAUGGGAGUUACCCUAGCUUCGUACCUACUUGCCAUCCUGAACGCCGCCUCAACCUUUGGCCGUGUCAUCCCCGGCAUCCUGGCCGAUCGAUUCGGCCGCCUGAACGCCUUUGCCAUCGGCGGCAUCACCAACGGCAUAGUCACUUUUUGCUGGAGCCGGGCAGAGAGUAAUGCAGAAUUGAUUGUCUAUUCGGCCGUCUUUGGUUUCACCUCGGGGACAAUCAUCUCCGGGGGCUCUGCGGCCUGCACGAUCUGCACGAAAUCUUCCCAAGAUGCAGGCACGUAUCUUGGCAUGGCGUUAGCCAUUGCCGCUCUGGCAGCACUGGCCGGUCCGCCCAUUGCCGGCAAACUCGUGGAUGUCUAUGGAGGAUACCUCGAGGUUUCCAUGUUCUCCGGUGCUACUUGCAUAUUUGGGGGUAUUGUUGCACUUCUGAGCAAGGCAACCACUCCACAAGGACUUUUUGGGAAGAUAUAGGAUUUUCCAACAUUUACUCCGUG